AUGGCGUAUUUUGGAAAACGUCAAGAGUUGAAGCGCAACUUUGGCUUUUUGUCGAUCGCGGGGUUUGUCUGUAGUCUGCUUUCAACAUGGGAAGGAAUGUUUGCCGUCUUCCUGUACGGGUUUCAAAAUGGAGGACCGGCAGGCUUAGUUUACGGUUAUAUCUUUUGCUUCUUUGGUACAUUAUGUACCGUCGCAAGUUUGGCAGAGAUGUCCUCGAUGAUGCCAUUGAGUGGCGGCCAAUAUCACUGGGUUUCGAUUCUUGCACCUAAAUCCCACGCGAAAUUCCUAUCAUACAUGACAGGCUGGCUUACAGUUAUUGGCUGGCAAGCAGGUCAAGCAAGUAUGGCUUUCCUCUGCGCAACAUUGAUCCAGGCUUUAGUGAUAUUGAAUCAUCCAACUUACGUUCCUGAAAGAUGGCAAGCGACUCUGAUAUUCUAUGCUGUUCUAGCUUUGGUUCUGUUCGUCAAUACGUGUUUGGCUCGUUGGUUGCCAAAGAUUGAAGGAUUUGUUCUUUGCAUCCAUAUUCUUGGAUUUUUCGGUAUCCUUAUUCCUCUAGUCUACCUUGCACCCCAUGGAAAACCAAGCGACGUUUUUGCUACAUUUAUCAAUGGUGGGGGGUGGUCGUCAAAUGGAACUUCUUUCUUCAUUGGUUUGAUUACUUCCGUUUUCUCGUUCCUCGGAGGCGAUUCUGCUUGCCAUAUGAGUGAGGAAGUCCACAAUGCCUCUACAAUUAUACCCUGGGCGAUGAUCAGUAGCAUUGUCUUGAAUGGCGUUCUGGGUUUCGCACUGCUUAUAGCUCUUCUCUUCUGUCUAGGAGAUAUCGAUGUUGCUCUGACCUCCGCUACUGGCUUUCCAUUCAUCGAAAUAUUCAGGGGAGCUACUAAUAGUAACGCCGCUGCCACUGGUAUGACAUUGAUCAUCUUAUUCAUCCUUCUCGCCGCGGCAAUUGGUAUCAUGGCGACUGCUUCCCGUUUAUUAUGGUCUUUCGCAAGAGACAAUGGAGUGCCAGGUAGCGCGUAUAUAUCUCGUGUUCAUGAACCAACAGCAUUACCUAUAUAUUCUAUUCUUGUCAGUGCAGUGAUUUCACUCCUGUUGGCACUUAUCAAUAUUGGCAGUACUGCAGCAUUCAACUCAAUUGUCUCUGUUAACGUGGCGGCAUUUUUUACCAGCUAUAUGAUCCCAAUCAUCUUGAUUCUCAAGAAACGCCUUCGAAAAGACCCAAUCAAAGACAAGAUACAUUGGGGACCAUGGAAAUUGGGUCCAAUUCUUGGUCCAGUUGCCAACAUCGCUGGGCUGAUUUAUUCGAUUAUCACCAUGUUUUUCAGCUUCUGGCCUAAUACCCAAGUCGUUACUCCGGUUACCAUGAAUUGGUCUUGCGUUAUUUUUGUUGCUGCUAUCCUUUAUAGCUUGGUUUUUUACAUGAUUUGGGGUAAGCAUGCUUACAAGUGGCCAAUUGUUGGUCCUAUCAGAAGAAGGCAGUGA
Molecule: messenger RNA, 1482 nt
Organism: Botrytis sinoallii
Lineage: Eukaryota; Fungi; Ascomycota; Leotiomycetes; Helotiales; Sclerotiniaceae
Exons: 7
Coding region: 1-1482 (493 amino acids)
Biological process (GO): transmembrane transport
Cellular component (GO): membrane
Molecular function (GO): transmembrane transporter activity
Source: RefSeq, a predicted model, not a curated record